Messenger RNA from Malaya genurostris, 1206 nucleotides. RefSeq lists its product as uncharacterized. Lineage: Eukaryota; Metazoa; Arthropoda; Insecta; Diptera; Culicidae. The transcript has 3 exons. Bases 344 to 913 code for a protein of 189 amino acids. The record is from RefSeq and is a predicted model, not a curated record.
ACAGGGCUCGGGGUUUGGUGUGGGGUCUAGCACUUUACGGUUGCCAUCAACCCUCUCGGGCAGUCAUCCGCGAUACCAAGGCGAGGAAAUUCGCUAGACGUGAUAACCAUACAUACAAUAAUAGUUGGUUUGCUGCAUAGCCCAUUAUUAUUAUUAUAAGCGAACAAGCGAGGGUUCAUUUGAGGCGAAAUUGCUGAACCGUUCGCAUCAUCUUGUGGAUUUGUUCGUGCGUGUUAUCAAUAGCGUUAGAAAUCGAAAGUGUACAAGCGGUUGCUUAUCUGGUGGCUAUCCAUUGGGUGGUCCACAACCCGUGAAAUCUAGUGCUUCGGAAGUCAAUGCGAAGAUGCAGCUGCUACGGGCAGCCCUGCUUGGACUGUUCUUCCUGGCCAGUGAUGUCCUGGCGGCUCCCGUGGUCCCUUGCUGCAUCGACGAUGGAGAUCGGGAUCGGAUUGAUCCAUUAAAGUCAGAGGACUCCUUCAGUGCCGACGUCAACCGAGCAAAGCGGAAGUCCAAGGCAAUGGAGUUGGCCUCCAAUAUGAUUUUGAAUGCAUUGGAACAGCGUAGGAAACGUGAUCAAGCUGCGCUGGAUGCCAGUGACUAUUUGCCUUCUGGCUUCACCCGGCAGGCUACGCGUAAAGUCGAUCGCGAAACACCGACAGUGACCAAAGAAGAAGACGAAGAGGUCGAUGAAACGACCCCGUUCGGAGAGGGUGGUAAAGUGACUCUGCAGAUUCCGGGAAGGCUGUUUGGCAAUGCAACCAAUUUGUUUUUGGCGGUGGCGAAGAUGCUGGGUGAUUUCAUCACGAACACAGCAAUUCGAAAGGCCCGUUUCAUGAAACUGUUCCAGCCAUUGCUUGGGCGAAAUCUGUACAUUCAAAUACCGCCAAGCACGACGGAAUCAAAUGAUGUUUAAGAUUGCAGUUUGAUUGCAAAACUUAAUGUUAAAUUGUGUUUUAGGUUCUGUUUUAUCCUAAUUUGUUAUUCAGUGCAUAGUAAGUUAUUUGUCACAAUUUUAAACAAAAAAAAAAUCAAACAGCGAAAUGAAAAGCAACGAAAAACAAUAUUAAGUAAGUAAGACAAGAAUUCUUACAACAUUCAGCGACACAAAAAGGUUUUCCUAAACAAUUUCCGUUUAUGAAAAUACUUUCGAAAAACUUCCGGAUUUAGCAGCAAGGUUUGAAACUAAUAAAAUCUAUGAACAAGUAA